Pseudogymnoascus verrucosus is the source of this 1028-nucleotide messenger RNA. It is a transcript of the gene FPR2, whose product is annotated as Peptidyl-prolyl cis-trans isomerase. Bases 246 to 797 code for a protein of 183 amino acids. NCBI's taxonomy places the organism in Eukaryota, Fungi, Ascomycota, Leotiomycetes, Thelebolales, Thelebolaceae. Gene Ontology annotation, biological process: protein peptidyl-prolyl isomerization. The transcript is spliced from 3 exons. Gene Ontology annotation, molecular function: peptidyl-prolyl cis-trans isomerase activity. The record is from RefSeq and is a predicted model, not a curated record.
AUUGAAUAAAAUAUUCGGAAUCUAGUACCCCAUGAGAACCUGUAUAUGCAUACUAUUGAAUUUACCCUCUAAAUUGUGAUGGCGAGAGGGACCAAUUGUAGAAUCAGUGGCCGACGUAACCCUGUUAACCGCAUCGUGUCCACAAAAAGGUACAGCUCUCCCACCGCCAUUGAACCCCUCAACCUCCCAUUCUCAUUUCCACCACCAACUCAAUCAAGAACAACUGUUCUAUACAAACCACCACCAUGCGUUUCUCAACACUUUCAAUCGCCGUCCUAGCUUCGGCUACCUCUAUCGUUCUCGCUGCCGACCCGGAGCUGAAUAUUGAGGUCACCAGAGCCGUCGAGUGCGAGCGCAAGACGCAGAGGGGAGACAAGGUCGAUGUCCACUACAGAGGCUCGCUCCAGGCUGAUGGCUCGGAAUUCGAUGCAAGCUACAACCGUGGCUCGCCAUUGAGCUUCGUUGUCGGUCAGGGACAGGUUAUCAAAGGAUGGGAUGAGGGACUCCUCGAUAUGUGCAUUGGAGAGAAGAGGACUCUCACUAUCCCCCCCAACCUUGGCUACGGAGACAGAAACAUGGGACCAAUCCCAGCCGGCAGCACACUGAUCUUCGAGACCGAGUUGAUGGGCAUCAAGGGAGUCGAGGCUCCAGCCAGCAUUGUCCUUAAGGAGGCCGCCAGCGAGGAGACCGAGGGAGUCAAGGAGAAGAUAAAGGCUAAGAUUGAGGAUGCGGCCGAGGCGGUGAAGGUCACCCUCGAGGAUACCGAUGCUGGUGGACAGGAGCACAAUGAGCUAUAAGAAAGAUAUACAGAUUGAGGAGACAUAGGAAUGAUCGUACCGACUAUAUCCAAAAAGCCUACAAUUACAUACCAUUACACAGAAAUUGUGUGAUACAACUGAUUAUGUACCAUCCCGUUUGAACUCCUCAAAAAGCAAGUUCACCGAGCCAUGUGCAUACAUGACGAUUUGCGUCCCUAUACAUUCGAAGACAUUAAUAUAGCUAAAGGGCUUUAAUUAAAAGAUAGUCUG